This is a messenger RNA of Molossus molossus (Pallas's mastiff bat), 844 nucleotides long. RefSeq names its product transmembrane protein 147 (gene TMEM147). The record is from RefSeq and is a predicted model, not a curated record. Bases 84 to 758 code for a protein of 224 amino acids. The transcript has 7 exons. NCBI's taxonomy places the organism in Eukaryota, Metazoa, Chordata, Mammalia, Chiroptera, Molossidae.
CGGAGGCCGGGGCGCCAGGCUCGGGCUCAGGCGCCAGGCGGGCGAGGUAGAGACCUGCGCUCCGGAGGGCCGGGGGCGGCGCCAUGACCUUGUUUCACUUCGGUAACUGCUUCGCCCUGGCCUACUUCCCCUACUUCAUCACCUACAAGUGCAGCGGCCUGUCCGAGUACAACGCCUUCUGGAAAUGCGUCCAGGCUGGGGUCACCUACCUCUUCGUGCAGCUGUGCAAGAUGUUGUUCCUGGCCACUUUCUUUCCCACCUGGGAAGGUGGCAUCUAUGACUUCAUUGGGGAGUUCAUGAAGGCCAGCGUGGAUGUGGCAGACCUAGUAGGCCUAAACCUUGUUAUGUCUCGGAAUGCCGGCAAAGGGGAGUACAAGAUCAUGGUUGCUGCCCUGGGCUGGGCCACUGCGGAGCUCAUUAUGUCCCGUUGCAUGCCCCUCUGGGUUGGAGCCCGGGGCAUUGAGUUUGACUGGAAAUACAUCCAGAUGAGUAUUGACUCCAACAUCAGUCUGGUCCAUUACAUCGUUGCAUCUGCCCAGGUGUGGAUGAUAACACGCUACGACCUGUACCACACUUUCCGGCCAGCUGUCCUCCUGCUGAUGUUCCUGAGCGUCUAUAAGGCCUUUGUCAUGGAGACCUUCGUCCACCUUUGUUCCCUGGGCAGCUGGACGGCACUCCUGGCCCGAGCAGUAGUGACGGGGCUGCUGGCCCUCAGCACCCUGGCCUUGUAUGUCGCCGUUGUCAACGCGCACUCCUAGGCUUGGUGUCCCAGGCAUUCACAUACCUUUUUUUGUCUCCAGGUUUUAGUGAAGUAAACAGUAUUUGGAAAGUUGUUUCCGCCUAC